AUGUUACUCCUGUGGUUGGAUACCUUUGCCAUGGGUCCUUCAACAAGAGCGGCAAUGUUUCGAAGCCGUCAGGACGUGACUACUUGUACUAUCGAUCAGCUGGAAAGGUUGUUCGUAAUGCGAAGGCUGAACAUGAACGCCCAGCAUUUCGAUAACAUGAAAAGUUCUGAUGAGAGAACUAAUGGGGAUUAUGAUAUUGAGGAAAAUGGACAAGACCGUUCAGCUGUGAAAAACAUAAAAACAAUUAUUCUAUAUAUUUUGACCGAUGGAACGAAAGAGAUUGGGAAGUUCAGUUAUGUUAAAAAUGGAAAGAGGCCUACAGUUACUGUGACGGUGUCCGGCGAUGACUUCUUCAAUGUAGCUAAUGAAAAGCCGAACUCACCGAAGGCAUUCAUGAGUGGAAAACUCAAGGUGAGAGGAAAUGUGAUGCUUCUACAAAAACUACGGACAAUUCUGGAAAAGAAGAGGAAGUCGAAGCUCCAGUUGUUGACGCUUCUGAUUCGUUAA
Necator americanus (New World hookworm) is the source of this 507-nucleotide messenger RNA. RefSeq lists its product as uncharacterized. Gene Ontology annotation, cellular component: cytosol. Bases 1 to 507 code for a protein of 168 amino acids. The record is from RefSeq and is a predicted model, not a curated record. The transcript is spliced from 6 exons. NCBI's taxonomy places the organism in Eukaryota, Metazoa, Nematoda, Chromadorea, Rhabditida, Ancylostomatidae.